UUUUUCCCUCAAUGUUUCUCUGGAUCUGUCUCCAGGUGCCAAGGGAAGGGCAAGGAGAACUCUCCCUAGUCAAACUGAUCCCUGGCUCAGACAGCUCAGUGGGAGAAUCUCAAAGGCUUUUUCUCCCCUUCAGGAGCCUCUGGGCAAGGAGGGAGGAAUCUUGGUUCCAGGGUCUCAGUACCCCCUGUGCCAUUUGAGCUGCUUGCACUCAUCAUCUCUAUUAAUAACCACCCUGUCCCUCACUGCCAGUGCUGCCCCCACGCCUGUCCAGCUCGGGUUCUCUGUCACAGCAGCUCCGUCCUCCAAAGCUGCUGGACCUCAGGGAGAGCUGACCAUCGCUUAAGCAACCGGCUGAAUCCUCCUCCACAAUGCCGCUAUCCGGAACCCCUGCCCCCAACAAGAAGAGGAAAUCCAGCAAGCUGAUUAUGGAACUCACUGGAGGUGGGCAGGAGAGCUCAGGCCUCAACCUGGGCAAGAAGAUCAGUGUCCCAAGGGAUGUGAUGUUGGAGGAGUUGUCGCUGCUCACUAACCGGGGCUCCAAGAUGUUCAAACUGAGGCAGUUGCGAGUGGAGAAAUUUAUCUAUGAGAACCACCCUGAUGUCUUCUCUGACAGCUCAAUGGAUCACUUCCAGAAGUUCCUUCCUACAGUAGGUGGUCAGUUGGGUACAGCUGGUCAGGGAUUCACCUACAGCAAAGCCAGCGGUGGAGUCCAGGCAGGGGGCAGUGGCUCUGCUGGACAGUAUGGCUCUAACCAGCAGCACCAUCAAGGCUCUGGGUCUGGGUCUGGAUCUGGGAGUACAGGUGGCCCUGGGGGCCAGGCUGGCAGAGGAGGAACUGGCACAGAGGGAGUUGGCAAGUCAGGAACAGGAGACCAGGAAGGUGGAGAAGGAAAACAUAUCACUGUGUUCAAAACUUAUAUCUCCCCAUGGGAACGAGCCAUGGGGGUUGACCCCCAGCAGAAAGUGGAACUUGGUAUUGAUCUGCUGGCCUAUGGGGCCAAAGCUGAACUUCCCAAAUAUAAGUCCUUCAACAGGACGGCAAUGCCCUAUGGUGGAUAUGAGAAGGCUUCCAAACGCAUGACCUUUCAGAUGCCCAAGUUUGACCUGGGGCCCCUGCUAAGUGAACCCUUGGUCCUCUACAACCAGAACCUCUCCAACAGGCCUUCUUUCAAUCGGACCCCUAUUCCCUGGUUGAGCUCCGGGGAGGCUGUAGACUACAACGUGGAUAUUGGCAUCCCAUUGGAUGGAGAAACAGAGGAGCUGUGAGGUGUUUACCUCUCUACUUUGCAUCAAGUUUCCCCUCUCUGGCUUCACUUUGGAGAGGGAAUGCUGAGCAGGAUACCCCCAUAUGAAUCUAAUAUCCUUGUGGGAAUGGAGGAUAAAGGAGGGAAAGAUUUGCUUUUCCAUCCUUUACUCCAAGUACCCACUCCCAGCAGCCUUCCUUACCAACUCAGAGUUCCCCUUCCACUUGCUUCAUAUGGAACCUGCUCUUUUAAGGAAUUUGCUCUGCCAUCAGUAACAGCCAAUAAACUUCAAGGAAA
Orycteropus afer afer is the source of this 1540-nucleotide messenger RNA. It is a transcript of the gene MYOZ1, whose product is annotated as myozenin 1. Gene Ontology annotation, cellular component: actin cytoskeleton; Z disc. Gene Ontology annotation, molecular function: actin binding; telethonin binding; FATZ binding. The record is from RefSeq and is a predicted model, not a curated record. NCBI's taxonomy places the organism in Eukaryota, Metazoa, Chordata, Mammalia, Tubulidentata, Orycteropodidae.